GGGUGCUGGCGCUGUGCGGCCGGGCCCGAGGCAGACGUGCAGGCACAGAGGUGCCGGAGGACAAGGGUAAGUGCUUGGUCUCUGCUACAUCCCCCACAGCCUCUCUGCUGGGCACCUCCUGCCUGGUCCCCCGCCCCGCUGCGGUCAGGAUCCCCACCUUUGCUCGGUGCUGUCCCGCAGCUCUUUCCUUCCGGGCAGCACCUGGCAGGUGCCUUAUUUUUCUCUCCCCACAUUUCCUGCUUGGAGGCAGGAGGUAGGGCAGGCCCUGCACACAACCACACCGACAGCCCCUGUCUGUGCCCAGGUUCUCACCGGAGCUGCCGCGAUGGAGCUGAUGGGGAAUAUCCCGCAGCCUGUGUAUGGCCCUGGCCCCGAGGCGCCGGGGAGCAGCACUCCGGGCCUGGUGGGGAUGGUCCAUGGAUUCCUGCGGAUGGUGCAGCCCAACGCCCUGCCCAUAGAACUCAUCACAGGUUUUGGGCAGUCAGAGGGUGAGAAAACUACUGGGGAGCAAGUCGAGGAGCUGCUGCUGUACGAGCUGGGUUUCCUGGUCUGCGUAGCCAUCGGGCUGCUCUUCAUCCUCCUCGUGCCGCUGGUGGGAUGCUGCUUCUGCUGCUGCCGCUGCUGCGGGAACUGCGGGGGCCGCAUGUACCAGAAGCAGGGCCGGCAGAUGGGCUGCCGGCGCCGGGCGCUCUGGGUCUCCGUCCUGCUGGUCUCCGCUCUCCUCCUGGCUGGUGGUGUCUGCGCCUUGAUCAGCAACACUCGCUUCUCCCAGGCUGUGCGCGGCACCUUCCCCAACGUCAACACCACCCUCAACAACGUCCACAUCUAUGUGGCCUCCAUCCCCCAGCAAAUCAAUUACAUCAUCGACAGCAGCGACGUGCCGCUGGGCCAUGCCAACCGCAGCCUCCAGGACAUUGGGCUCAACCUGGGUGGCAUGAUCAUGUCGGUCAUCAGGAACGGCACAGACGGGGCACUAGGAUCCCUCCAGAGCCUUUUGCAAGAGAUGAAGACACUGUCGGACGCCUACAGCAGCAUUGCCAGCACUCGCUCGCACCUUGAAGCUCUGCAGAGCAACUACAGCGAGCGGCUGGCCAGCCUGCGGGAUGGGCUCAACCAGACCCUGCAGCGCUGUGGCCAGCCCUGCAGCAGCGUGUCCCUGCACAGCCUGGCCUUCAGCACCAACUUCAGCACGAUCCCCAGUGUGGAGCAGCAGCUGGAGGCACUGAGUGAUGUGUCUGCCUCCAACAUAGCGCAUGAUUUGGAGACGGUGAACGACACGCUGAACGCAAUCACUGACAAGGUGCAAGAGGGGUCCAAGGAUGUGGUGACAAAGACCCAGGCCGAGCUGGGCCACAUCAGGCAGGAGAUCAGGAGCUUGCAGGAGCAGUUGCCAUUUGUGAGCAUGGAGGAGAAUGUUGGGGCCUUUGUGGGCAAUGCCACAUCGAUGCUGAAUGAGUACAGGGAACAGACCAUUGCCUUGGAUGGGCUCAGGUGGAGUGUGUGUGUCCUCCUGUGCUUCCUGGUGCUGCUGGUGGUCCUCUGCAAUGUUUUUGGCCUGGUGCUGGGGCCCCUGGGGCUGAAGGAAAACGUGCUGCCCACCCAGCGCAGCAGCCUCUCCAAUGCCGGCGGGAACUUCUUCAUGGCAGGGGUUGGCUUCAGCUUCAUCUUCUCCUGGCUGCUGAUGCUGCUGGUGGCGGUCACCUUUGUGCUAGGGGGGAACACCUACAUGCUUGUCUGCGAGCCCUGGCACAGCCAGGAGCUCUUCCAGAUCCUGGACACCCCUGGCGUGAUCCCUGGCUUUAACUUGUCAGAGCUGCUGGGCCUGGAGGAUGGCACAACUAACUUCUCAGAGAUCUACAGGCAGUGCCAGCAAGACACUGCCCUGUGGCAAACGCUGCACUUGGACCAGCGCGUGUCCCUGGAUGAGCUCUUGAACAUCAGCGAGUACACAGGAGAGAUCUCCACGGCCUUUGAGAAGAUGAACAUCACCCUGGACCCCAUCUCCCUGCUCAGCCAGAGCCAGAAGGACUUGCUGACAAAUGCCAGCCAGGCCGGGCAGCCCCCCGACUUCACCCUCACCCUGGAGCAGCUGGAUCAGAAUGUGACCCAGGGAAGCCUCCUAGAUCUGGCUGCAGAGCUGGAGAAGCUGGCAGACACAGAGGGCGUGGAUGUGAAAGAGGAGCUGGAGGCUGAUGCUAGCAAGCUGAGGGAGCUGGAUGAGGAGAUGCAGAUGAGCUUCUCUGGGGAGCUUCAAAGCCUGAAGGAGAAUAUCCACUUCGUGCAGAGCAGGGCUUCUGAGCUCCAGGCACAGACAAACACUGCGCUGAACGAAGCCGGCAAAACCCAGGAGUUCCUGGAUAGGGAGAUCACAAACAUCAUCAAGAAUGAGACACAGGCCUUCCUGGAGGAGCUGUUGGACUUCUUUGAGACCUACAUCUCCUGGGCCAAGAGCGGGCUGACGGAAUAUGUUGCACGUUGCAAGACCGUAGCUCAGACCCUGGAUAACAUGGAGGCCAUCACCUGUGACUACAUCCUGGACUCUGUGAAUGCCUUCUGGUUCAGCCUGGGCUGGUGCACCUUCUUCCUGCUGCCCAGCAUCAUCCUGGCUGUCAGACUUGCCAAGUUUUACCGCCGCAUGAACAUUGCUGAUGUCUACAGGAGUGAAGUUGUGGAGAUGCCUCCCACAUUCAACUUCUACAGAAUCCCUCGGCCAGCCACAAGGCAUUAGAGCUGCCCACAGCACGGCCACAGUUGAGAUGGACACAGCUCCUCUGUCUGCUGCGCUGCCUUCUGAGUGCUGGGGAGCAGGUUGGGACCCCCAGUGGAAACCCCCAAUUCCCAUUAUGUGACCAUGCCCCAUUGCACAUGGGAGGGGGGUUGCCUCUUGCACUGCCCCAGGUGGGACUUUACCCCCCCUCCACUAGACCCUGUGGGCUCAGAGCAGCUUGUCCCAUCCGUACCACUGCAGCCUGCGCUGCUGGCCAGCGGGACCCUGCUCACCAGGCCCCUUGCUCAAAAAUGUAUUUAUUUUUGCAGGGAGCCUGACUCUUUCCAAGGCUGUGAUUGUUUUGGUGUCAAACAAUAAACGGGGUGUUUGUGUGCA
Messenger RNA from Strigops habroptila (Kakapo), 3103 nucleotides. RefSeq names its product prominin-1-A-like. Gene Ontology annotation, cellular component: cell surface; cilium; prominosome. NCBI's taxonomy places the organism in Eukaryota, Metazoa, Chordata, Aves, Psittaciformes, Psittacidae. The coding region runs from base 326 to 2728 and encodes 800 amino acids. Gene Ontology annotation, molecular function: cholesterol binding. The transcript has 24 exons. The record is from RefSeq and is a predicted model, not a curated record.